AGAGAGGCAAACAAAUGUGCAGAUAGACUAGCAAAUUUAGGAGCUAACCACCAAGACAACCUAGUUGUGCUUGAUGACCUUCCAAGUGCCAUUGUAAGUCUGUUGAUAGCAGACAUGGUGGGUGCAUCUUGUGUAAGGCCUUAGUGUCCCUAGUUUUAUCUUGUUGUUUCUUUCCUGCUUUGUUCUACUUCUUUUGAAUAAAAAAAACAAAAGAGACCAUCAUUGAGAUCCAAAAAUGCAUUCCAAUGAGUGGACAUAGUACAAGGGGUUAUGGUGGAGGUAUUGUGCAUAGUAGGAAAACUCAUGUGGGUGCACUUUCAAAUUCCUAACUUUCCAAAAGGACCCAGCAACCAUUCAACACUUUUUCCCCCAAAACCCAUUACUUGCUAGUAGGAAGGAAGGAAGGAAGGAAGAAUCGAUGCCUACCCAUCUUCUUCCCUUCUGAAACCGUCUAGACAUAGACACAUAUGGCAUAUCCUAAAACUUCUGCGAAAGGCUAGUACAUUACUGUAUGUGAUGUUCAUGUGUUGCUGGUGCAAAUGUAACUUUGGUGGCACCAUGGGUGUGACAGUUGGGCUCUUAGUUCUUUUUGUUUUGGGUGCUAGCUUGUCCUGUGAUGCCAGAAAAUUAAUUAUCACUGGUCUUUCUAGUAAAGAAACCACAGCAUCUGAUGUUUCCGUUUUGCAGAUAAAUCACCAGGAGUCAGAAGGGGAAGUAAAAGCCUCAGAAGAAGUUGUCAGAAUUGGAAAUGUGUGCACAAUGUGUGAAGAGUUUGUUACUGAGGCGCUGGAGUACCUUAAGGAAAACAAGACUCAGACGGAGAUAAUCGACAUCCUUCACAACACCUGCUCUCGGUUGCUCACUUUCGAGGAACAGGUAGUCACUGAGUUUUAGCAGAGUUGGUUCUGAUUGUUGAAACUGCACA
Molecule: messenger RNA, 925 nt
Organism: Camellia sinensis
Lineage: Eukaryota; Viridiplantae; Streptophyta; Magnoliopsida; Ericales; Theaceae
Source: RefSeq, a predicted model, not a curated record